Colias croceus (clouded yellow) is the source of this 522-nucleotide messenger RNA. Its product is annotated as piggyBac transposable element-derived protein 3-like. Lineage: Eukaryota; Metazoa; Arthropoda; Insecta; Lepidoptera; Pieridae. The transcript is spliced from 2 exons. Bases 193 to 522 code for a protein of 109 amino acids. The record is from RefSeq and is a predicted model, not a curated record.
UACUGUCCUAUAUUUAGGACAGUAGAAAUAAAAAAAGAUAACAGAAUACCCUCUUUAUCUAAGACUAUUUAGUCUUAUGAUUUGCAGUAAGAAACGUGUCAGCUUUAUUAGAAAAAAUAAAAAAACAGUUAUUUUAACAGUUUUUACCUUAUAUUUUACCUUAUAAGUGUGUAGUAAAAGUGCGUUGCAGACAUGGCAAAUGACAGACCGUUAGCUGCGCAUGAAAUUUUAGAUGCUUUAGAAAAUGUUUCUGAUAAUGAAGAAGAUUAUAGAGAACGACUGAUAUGUAUUCUACCUCCUCCUGUUGAUCCUGACUGUCUCACUGACGAAGAUUCGGGUGAAGAAGAUAAUGUAACUUCGAAUAAUUUGCCACGAAACAUUCUGCUUCAACCGGCUGAAGUAAUGAUUCAAGGGCAGAUUAUGGUGAGUGAUACAGAAGAAGAACUUUCUGAUUCUACAGGUCGAACUAAACGUAGGCGACCUACGCAUGGAGAAAACGGGACUUGGCAAAAAAUCCCGUGA